Cornus florida is the source of this 432-nucleotide messenger RNA. RefSeq names its product S-protein homolog 24-like. The transcript has a single exon. Bases 1 to 432 code for a protein of 143 amino acids. The record is from RefSeq and is a predicted model, not a curated record. Lineage: Eukaryota; Viridiplantae; Streptophyta; Magnoliopsida; Cornales; Cornaceae.
AUGAGUUGUUUCAGCAAAUGUGCAUUGUUGCUGAUUGCAAUAUUGUCAAUUGUUCUGUGUAAUGUGGUGGUCGUCUUCUCGGCAGCACAAGGACCCAUGACUACUGUUCGCGUUUUCAACCUCCUAGCAGACGACAACAAAGGACAAAAGAUAAAUCUCACCCUCCAUUGUAAAUCGAAGAACAAUGAUCUGGGUAGUAAGUUGUUGCCAGAGGGAAGCUCCUUUGAAUGGAGUUUCGCAAACAACGUUAACAAACCCGCGCUUUACUCCUGCGCUAUAUCUUGGCAAAAUGUCAGUGGGACUUUUGUCAUCUACGAUCAGCACAGAGACUGGGGACGAUGCCAAGAGUGUGUUUGGAGAGCCGAACAAGAUGGAUUGUAUCAAUAUAAUGGUCAACAGGGACCAUUGAUACUUCAGUUACAUUGGCCAUAG